UUCAUGAAGAUAUAUUAGCGUAACUAACACGUUCAGAUAUUUGCACUCUGAUCAAACCUUGAACAUAACAGCAAAGACCCCAGGAUUUCAAGAAAUAUUGCCGAAAACGACUGUCUUCCAAAAUGUCCUCCAUCACAAUCGCAACCCUCCCCCGCAUGAACCGAGACGCCUUGUCCGCACUUCUUCUUUCCACCAGCAGCUCACCAAAUGAUGUUGCCGUUGUUGAUGUUCGGGACUCCGACCACGUCGGCGGCCAUAUCCACUCCUCCACUUGGGUCCCGAGCUCGACUCUCGACGUCCGCAUGCCAGAACUUAUCCGCAUUCUCAAAGAUAAGCCCAAGGUCGUAUUCCACUGUGCUCUGAGCCAACAGCGUGGUCCAUCUGCUGCCCUCCGUUAUGUGCGUGAGCGGGAGAGUGCUCUCGGGGCGGAAGAAAGCCAGAAGCAGCAGGUUUACGUCCUGGAGGGUGGAUUCGUUGAGUGGCAGGAGAAAUAUGGCAAGGAUACACGAUUGACAGAGGCGUAUGCUGAGGAUAUUUGGAGGGAAUACUAG
Messenger RNA from Aspergillus wentii DTO 134E9, 551 nucleotides. Its product is annotated as phosphatase YCH1. The transcript is spliced from 2 exons. The coding region runs from base 123 to 551 and encodes 142 amino acids. The record is from RefSeq and is a predicted model, not a curated record. Gene Ontology annotation, molecular function: protein tyrosine phosphatase activity. Gene Ontology annotation, cellular component: cytoplasm; nucleus. Lineage: Eukaryota; Fungi; Ascomycota; Eurotiomycetes; Eurotiales; Aspergillaceae.